Molecule: messenger RNA, 2327 nt
Organism: Ectocarpus sp. CCAP 1310/34
Lineage: Eukaryota; Phaeophyceae; Ectocarpales; Ectocarpaceae
Source: the annotation of a GenBank genome assembly
UCAACCAUCAACCCUCCACCUCACUGGUUUCAUCGGCGCCGUUCGCCCAAACGUGGUACAGGGUAGGCUUUUGGUAGACAUCGUCAACCUCUCAUGGGAGCACGGCCUGAUCUCAAUGAGGGCGUCACGUUGCUGGUUUCGUGGGCGCUGAGACUGGCUCUCAAGCAACCGGCUCAUCAGGGGGACGAAGUUGCGCAGCAGCUAUUGUGUGUCGGAGAUUCCCUGGAUGUGCUUCGAUCUGAAGCAGCCGCAUUGCCGAGGGAUGCACCAAGGGUAGGUCUCAUCGUCCAGCCAUAUGUUUGGGCCCUGGCUCUUGCGAUGGUCGACCUCGCCAAUCGGCGACGCAAGGGCAUAUACAGGCGAGCGGACAUGAAUGGAGUGAUAAGUAAGGUGGAACGACAGCCUCAGGUUUGCGCGUUCAUUGUGCAAUUCUCUCUGCCGAUACACCUGGGCAUUCUAUCGACAAGACGCACUCGUUGGUCAUCGAUUCUACUUUCACCCAUGUCUGAAGCCUACCUUGUUGCGCUUCCUGUCCUGCGUCCGUGGUUGCAAAGGUGCUUUGCCGACAAGGGAUCCAUCACCUCUCUAGAAACUGGCCACGUGGCGGAAGCAAUCGAACACGAGGCAUACUCCUUUGUGGAAAUGGCUUCCGAACUCUUCGCUGCAGGCUGUACUGGAGCAGGGAAGCGGACUGGCUUCGGCUGUUCCGCGGCGCCUCUUGCGCCGCUGUUCGGGGCUUGCGAAAUGUGUGAGACAACCGCCGUCAAGUGCCACCGGUUUUUUCCCACGCCCUGUCGGCCGGAGCUGUGUGUCUGUACGCAUGGCUCUUCCCACCAUGCCUGUAUUGAUCCCCGCGUCACCCCGAUUUUGUUACCGGCUUUGAUGGAGCGGCCGGGAGAGAAUGAGGUCGGAGCUCGGGCCACUUGUGACUCCCGCGCCACACAAUCGCCAUCGGCUCGACGGAACCUUGCCGCUGUGGACCUCCUUCGACGUGGUGAGAGUUUUAUUUCGUCGAUUGGACAGGCAGGAAUCCGAGACCUGUUGGGACUGAAGCGGACGGCGGGAAGCAUCGAUGGUUGCCUUCCCCCCUCUCGCCGCGUCCUAUUGAAGGCCAUCAACAAGCCACACGUGUUGGUGGUGAGCGAAGGGUGCGCAGUCACGCGUUCCUCAGAAUCAUGUCUUGCGACUGAUGGGAGCGACAAGAGAAGCGAGGGACGCGCGAUACGACCGAGGGCUACGACCGCCUGCAAUUUGACGGUGGGUGGCCGCGCUCUUUGCAAGCAUGCCGUGCGCGCAAGAGAGGGCUGGUGGGGAGAGUGUGGGGGUACAGAAGCAGAAAAAAAUGACCGCGCCGAGGAGGUGACGUUGCGAUUGCUGGCGGGGGCCACGUGGGUAAACCUUCACGUGUUCGGAGGAGGAGGGAAAGAUGGCGUGCUCGAGGUACGAGAAGAGUCGGGCUAUGGAGCCCGUUGGAGUGCAGACGGUGCUGUAUUUCGAGGGUUCGUUGAGCCUCAUAUGAAGGACGGGCACGAGAAGGGCUGGAGACAUUGAUUUGGUUUCGCUUGCCGUGAAACGCAAUCGACGUGGCUGGUGUACAUCCGGUAUCUGUAUGUUUCUUGGAGGCGCGUUCCAGCGGACGGCGACAAAUCAUCUGACACAGGUGCCCAGUUUUGAGUGUACUGAAGUGCAACUGGAACAUGGGCAGCAUAUCCUCAUCGAGUAUCUUGUUCCGGAUGACCCCUGACCGGAGUUCUUCGAUUCAAGGGGCGAGGCCAUAUAGUGUGCAGUCUAUGCUGCGAAAACGGUAUUAUCGAUGGAAUUGCGGCAGAACAUGUGAUGCGUUUAUUUCCCGGUCUGAUGUCGUACUCUUGUGUGCUCGCCUGUCUUUGUCGUUCACGUAUGCGUGUGAUUGGGCAGUGACCUGCCCACAUCUUGAGGUGUUGUCGGACCCGGCACAGCACAAACGUUCCGAUGGCUGUGUACUACGACACGUGUCCGCUAUACGCCGUUCAUCGGUCUUGUUUUUGUUCGUCUAGCCUUGAUUGUACCGAGGAAUUGCACAUGUUGUACGGGCUGAUACCAUGGUCAGGCAAUUGGAAUGAAGACAAGCGAAUAUAUUGCUGACUGUGAAUGUUGAGAGAACGACGACAAUGUCAAUGUCCGUACAAGGAUUCGGGACGACCGAAAGCUCAUGUAGACAGACAAAUGCGAAGGACAUCGUGAAUUAUUCGAGCAGUUGGCCGAAUGGAAUGAAGCCGAACUGCAUGCUAGACAUGACAUAAACGUUCACCACUUAACCUUGCUGGGAGGCCUUGGCUGCAAGUGCG